GAUCGCCACAACUAAAGCCGAAGCUUGUCGAGCUCUACCGAGUGGUUUUACCUGUCCCCGAGAUUAUAAAAAAUACGAAAACAAAGAACGCGUUUUCAUGUUUGGAAUUUUUGUUGUAUCGAUUAAAAUUUUACUACAGCUCGGAAAAGUUCGGAUUAGACUUAAAAUACACAACAAAUUUACCAUUUAUUGAUAUUUUGGACUAUUUAUAUCAAUUUUUCAAGCGAAUUCUCAGUCAUCUACCUGUCCUUUUUUAAAAAAGAGAUAUCGUCUUUGCAGUAUGGCCGAUUCCAUGUCAACUUCCGCCUUGGGUUGUUGACAGUGACAGUGUUUGAGGAUAAGGAAUUUCGGUUUAGUUUGAACAUCACACUUUCUUAGGCGGCUUCCCUGCGUUCGUUGUGUCACACAAUGUUUUUAUUUUGAGUACUUGGUACAGUUCUAACAGCUGUGUGGAGAAAAAUUCCAGCCAUGCCAAGAAAAAAGGAAUGGCUGCACCUGCUAUUUUAUCUUUGGCUGUUCAACAUUUCUCAAGGUCAAGAAAUAGCCCCAGAAAUUACCAGUGAAAUCACAAGCUUUUAUAGACCUGCAAUAGAUUCAUACUUGGAAGUUGAAACUAAGAGCUUUAUUUACUUGAGUAUUUCUGCCAGCAAUGCCCUGAGAUUUAUCUGGACCUUUAAUGACACUGUGGUUAAAAACACUUCAGAGAGUGUCUAUCAGCUCACUGCUGCUGUAGAAAAUACAGGAGUCUACCGAUGUAUUGCUGAAAAUAAUUUUGCAGCUGUACGAAGCAGACCUUUUACACUGGUGGUCAAAGAAUUGGUAACCUUUCCACUGACUUCUGAUCAAACCUUUAAUCUUGAAGAAGGGAAGUUUGUUGUUUUCACCCCACCAAAUGUAACACACUUAAAUACAGCUAAUUACUCAUGGCUUCUGGGUGGUGAUAAAAUUCAACUUAGAGAUAGCGUUUAUAUAUCUCUUAAUAAUCAGCUGGUCUUGUUGAAUGUCAAUAGAAAUAUGAAUGGUAAUCAAUAUAAAGUCAAGAUGUCCCAUGUACUGCCAACCGGUAUUCUUGAAACCACAAGCAGCAACUUUAUACUAAGUAUUGCAGCCUCGACUGUAACAGCCACUCCAGAGUUUGUGAUCGAGCCACCAGUUUCUACAGUUGGUGUGGAAGGGCCAAAUGUUGUUAAAAUAGAAUGUGUUAUCAACGGACAAUCUGUUAGUCUUAAAUGGUAUCAAGGUACUGGAUCAUCAAGAAAAGAAAUCACAUCAGGAACAGCCAAAUACACGUUCACUGAUUCUAAUAGAGUUUUGACCAUUAGCUCUGUUACUUCAUCGGAUGCUGGAGUCUAUGAGUGUGAAGGCUCUGUGUCAGGACAGACAAAAACUCUAACAAAAUCAACUAGGCUUGAAAUUUUAGUUCCCCCCAAAAUGACCACUUCACCGGAUCAAAAAAAGAUUGUAAAAGAUUUUCAAGAAGUUUUUUUGAUAUCAUGUAACAGUACUGGUCAGCCAACUCCAAAAAUAAGUUGGUACUUCAAUGGAAUUAAAAUAUCAGACACAAACAGUACAAGGUAUCAGUUGUUCUCCAAUGGCACACUUUAUAUUGCCAGUGUGGAUUUAGAAGAUUCCGGGGUCUAUCAGUGUUUUGGUUCCAAUAGUGUUGGUGAAGCUCAAACUUAUACACAACUUGUUGUCAACAGUGCCCCACCCACAAUCACUGAGGGACCUACAAGCAAGGUAGUUAUUGAACUAGAAAACACAGGUUUUAUUUGCCGAGUCAAAGGUGGCCCACAGCCUGAUGUGUAUUGGACCAAAAAUGGCGUGAAUAUAUCCAAUGGAGAUCGCUUUUGGAUUAACAGUGAUCAGCUUUUAAUCAGUAGAGUUGUAAAAUCUGACAGUGGUCUUUACACCUGCACUGCUGUCAACAUCAAAGGACGAGUUUCAGCUAGUGCAAACCUCACUGUUAUAAUAAAAACACAGAUCACAAAGCCACCACAGAACAUGUCAAAAAUCCUGGCCACAGAUGCCACAUUGGACUGUGGAGUACUCAUUGACCCCUCCAUUACCCCCACUUGGUCCUGGUAUUUUUACAAGUCUCCUGACUUCAUUAAACAGAAUAUCACAUCUGACUCACGAUACAGCAUCUUGAGCAAUGGAUCUCUGGUUAUUGUUAAUUUGAAAGGUUCUGAUACUGGCAGAUAUGAGUGUGCUGUCAAAUCCCAAGGUGGCAGUGAUAGUAGGAUUGCAACAUUAACAGUCAUUGAUAUACCAGGAGCCCCAAGCAUCACAAAAGUUUCCCUGUACUCUCAAAUACCCAACAGUGUUAUGAUAAACUGGACUCAGAGUUAUGAUGGCGAUACUCCCAUUAUCAAAUUUAUUAUACAGAACAGGCAGGAAUCUUUUGCUGGCAUAGAUAUCAACCGACCGUGGGUUACCAUCAACAGCAACGUUGCUCCUGAACUCAGAUAUGCAGUUGUCAGUGGUUUACUACCCUCCCAGUAUUACCGUUUUCAAAUGAAGGCAGUCAACCAGGUGGGAGAGAGUGAACCCAGUCCUGCAGCCCCUGCAGAUGAGGCUAUUAAAAUGCCAGCUCAGCCACCAAGUGAAGCACCCAAAAACCUGUUCUGUAUGCCAGGACAGGGACAAGAGAUUGUAGUUCAGUGGGAACCUCCACCAGAAGCAUCAUGGAAUGGCAUUCUACUUGGCUACUAUAUAUUUUACAAGAUUGAAGCAUUUGGCGAUGAUACAGAAAGACUCCAAAACGUAAGUGGUAAAGACAUACGCCAGACCACCAUCAUCAACUUGGCCUACAACAAAAGAUACAGAGUAAGAAUCGCAGCGUACAACGAGAAAGGGCCUGGCGUGAACAGUUCAGAUUUUUUUGUCGUCACCGCCCAGGGGAAACCAAGUGCUGCCCCUAUCAAUGUGACCCUUGCUUCACCCAAUUCUACUACCAUUAGAGCUGAAUGGAAUCCACCACCACCUGGGCAGUUGAAUGGAGUCAAUCAGGGUUAUGAAAUAGAAGUUAGACAAAAUGGCAUCUUGAAAAAAUUUGAGGUUGUGCGGUUUGAUGAACAAAAUCCAAUAGGGAGACAGUCCUAUAACAUUGUGGGUUUAUCUAAGUACACAGUGUAUGAUGUUCAGAUAGCCUGUAGGACAGCUGUAGGAGCAGGACCACAAAGCCCAUCCCAGUCUAUACGCACACUAGAGGACAUCCCUGGACCUGUGGCAGAUCUAAAGAUAGUCAAUGUUAUAGAUCAGACACUGAAAAUUGUCUGGCAGCCCCCUUUAGAAACUAAUGGAGUUCUUACAGGCUAUACAAUCACAUACCAAGUCAAAGACAGUACAGCGUCCCCAGUGUCGGUUGACCGGAGUAAUGAAACGCUGUCCCACACUUUGAGCAAUCUGCUGUAUGAGACUACAUACAUCAUCUCUGUACAGGCCAAGACAAAAGUUGGGCUUGGCCCAGCCAAAUCUACAGAGAUUAAAUCAGGAGUCCCACCUGAAUUACCUGAACCACCUACACAACUGGCUGUAACCAACAUUGAAGCAAGAACAGUUAUGUUGCAAUUUAGACCUGGAGAUGAUGGGAAGACAUCUAUAACCUUAUGGAUUGUUGAAGCUCAAGAAGAAAAUAAUGCUACGUGGUUUAGAAUCUUCACUGUCAGUGAUCCAUCUGCCGACCAAAUUCUUGUACAAAACCUUCGGCCCUACACUCGCUACCAGCUUAGGAUCACUGCCCAGAAUGUGGUGGGCAACAGCCAGCCCAGUCAGCCCUGCAACCAGUUCCAGACUAAACAGGCAGCGCCAGGUGUUCCUCCAGAGGACGUGACCCCCAGGGCUAUCAGCUCUAAGGCAAUCAGAGUCAGAUGGAGGCAAAUACCCCGCACAGAAUGGAAUGGUGACUUCUUAGGAUACAAAAUUCGCUACAGGAGAUGGAGCAAAGAUGUGGAUGUGAACACGACGUCUGCUGCUGAUCUAGAUCUAGUGAGGCAGCCUGACUGGACUACUGUGGAGCUAAGCAACGGAAGCAGCAUUCAGGAGUGGGUGCUGAGCAACCUUGAAGAGUGGAUGGACUACCAAAUCUUGAUGAUCUCCUACAAUGCUGUUGGCAGCAGUAACCCAAGCCCCACCCUCUCUGAAAGAACAGAAGAAGAUGUCCCCAGUACGUUUCCUGGAAAUAUUUUUGCCACAGCCACGUCAUCCACUAGUAUAACAGUUACCUGGCUACCUGUAUCCAUCUUACAACAGAAUGGAAACAUCAUGGGCUAUAAGGUUAUCUAUAAGCCAAGGCUCCCUGGAGCUGAAUCAAGUACAUAUGUGGUCAACGGGGCCACCAAGUUGACCGCAACACUUACUGGUCUCCGUAAAUACAUAGACUACGACAUCCAGGUGCUGGCUUUUAGCAGGAUUGGAGAUGGGACUAUUAGUAACUUUGUCACUGUGAAAACUGCUGCGGAUGUCCCAGGGCCUCCAGUCAUCAUAUAUUUCCCACAAGUCACUGAAACAACAGCCACAGUGGUUUGGCAGACGCCUAAUGAGCCUAAUGGCAUCAUCCAAGGCUAUAAGGUCUCCUACAAGCAGAGAGACCAGCCCGACUCAGUGCUGGACAUCAACUACACAGAAAAACCUGAGACUGUGUUCCAGCACACUGUCACCAACCUGACCAGGGAGACCUACUACAUUUUUGCUGUGACCGCUAGAACUGAAAAUGGCUGGGGGGAGGCAGCAAAAGUUGAUGUCUACACCAUUGCCAAUAGAGGUCGACCUGAUCCUCCAACCCUUCGUAUUGACAAAGAUGAAAUCAAAGCUAGGUCUGUGACCAUCAUCUGGACAGCUGGCAAUGAUAACUUUGGGCCUGUUAGAAACUUCACUGCCCACUACAAGAAGAGGGACGACAGUUGGAGGGUUGUGGAUCAAGCCAUUAAACCACAGUCAACUUCCUAUGUCGUUCAAGGACUCCAGCCCAACAGUCUCUACAUGUUUAGAAUGGUGGCCACCAAUGAUGUAGGCACCAGUGACUUCAGUAAUGAGUCCCCUGAGCUACAGACAGCACCUGAUAAACCAGAUGGAGCCCCACAGAAUGUGAAAAUUGUUGCGUUGACUCAAACUUCAAUCAAAAUUACUUGGGAGCCACCUCCAAAGCCAACAUGGAACGGAAGCCCUUUGAAUGAUGUCGUACAAUACAGAGAGGAAGGGGCUGGGGCUUUCAGAGAGGAUGUGGUGCCUUUUGGAGCAUCCACCACAACCUUGCAAGCCCUUACCAUUGGGAUCAAGUAUGAAAUUCAGAUUCUAACCACCAAUAGUGCUGGCCGCGGUCCGCCUAGUAUACUUCAGGUUUUUCGUGUUGGGGAUGUUGCCCCAUUCAAAGCUCCAGAAAAUGUGCAAAUGUUCAACCGGAGCUCUACACAGAUAGAAAUUACCUGGCAGCCACCACCUGCAGGCUCAACCAAUGGACAGCUGAUUGGAUACAAGGUUUUAUUUUGGCAAUCUCCAUCUAACGUGUGCGCAGAUGGCAGCCCAAUGCAGCUGUCUGUGACAGAACUGACGGCUGUGGUGAACAGGUUGUCCCCCUUCACCUACUACUGCUGCACUGUUCAAGCCAUCAACAUAGCAGGGGAAAGCCCAAAGAGCACACCUGUAUCAAGGAUGACAUCAGAAGAUUUACCUGGCCCACCAGAGAACGUCAGGUUCCAGAACAUCACACUCAAUGAGCUGAUCAUUCUGUGGAACCCUCCCAGAGUGCUGAAUGGGGUGAUCACACAUUACACACUGCAAUACUUCACUUCUGUUGAUGACCAGCAGACAGAUAUUUCCAAUCUCAGAAUCCCAGGAACAGAGACCAGGCAGUACAUUGACAACCUGAAGGAAAAUCUCAACUACACAUUUUCUCUAAGUGCCAACACUAGGAUUGGUAAAGGAGCCUCUAGAGACUUGAGUGUUACUAUAGGACCCCAGAAAGGUUCCCCUGAGGCCCCCAAAAAACCAGAGAUUACAACCCAAGACAAGGGGAAGACACUGCUACUCUCAUGGGCCAAUCAGGGGCAAGGUGCUACUCCAGUACUUGCCUACAAGAUUUAUUAUAAAGCAGAGGAUGACCAGACCUUUAGUUUUGUGCUGGAUGUGAACCACCCAGACCCCACAGCACAGAUCUCAAUCACCAGUCUUAGACCCAGCAUUGGCUAUUAUUUUCAAGUCCGAGCAAUCAACUCUAAUGGCAUCAGUCUGCCUAGUGCGCCCUCUGACCUCUACACAACACCAAGCACAGCAGUACCUGUCAAGCAGUCGUCAAGUCCAUUUCACACACAGUGGUGGUUUCUUGUGAUAGUGGCUCUAGCUGGUGUUAUCAUCAUCCUGCUUAUUAUCACUGUCCUGUGUUAUGUGGAGAGGCGCAGGAGAAAGGGAAAAGAAUUAAAGCGUUCAACAACCUCCACAACUGUAAUGACAACCACUCCGGAGCCUGAAGAAGGAGGUUUUCCUUCUAUGGAGUUACGGCGCUCUACCAGAAGUGUCCAGAGGAAUGGCAGAACUUCAAGUAUAUAUGCAAGGUCACCACCUCGGCCCAGCCCUGCAAGUGUGACCUACUCUGAGGGCAACCUACAUUUAGUGGGGGCCACAGGUGGAGCCAUACGACCCGUCCAGCCGGACGACUCAAGCUCAGUCCUGUCAGAGAAACCCUCCAACCUCGGGGACUCAUCAGAUGAAAUGAGUGACAGUGAUGCCAGCAGCAUGGAUUCCAUUGCCAAAGGUCCAGUACCCGCAUCCCCUCCUCCACCAGCUUUUAGUAACCAUAACAACCACUACAACAGGAGCUUCAGCAACAACACCAGUAGUGGGGCGGGCGCCAGCACCAGUAAGCCGCCCAGCAGGCACCAUAACCCUCCUCCCCGCUUUCAAAGCCCACACAACGCCUACACAUACACUGACAGUGAGGCGGAGAGCAGCCAUUACGCCUUCAGCUUAACAAAUGGCAACUUGGUUGUGAACAAUGUGGCAGGUGCCAGGACACCCUUGUCAGGUUUUUCUUCAUUUGUAUGACAAACAUCAUUGUGCCUAAUAGCACAGUUGUAACAGUUACAAUUUAAUCAUUUAUUUGCUUCCAUUGAUUCUUGAGAUCAAGUUGAAACCUGCCUGUGUACAGUGAGGAAAACUGCUCAAUGUUGGAGUUAUUUAAUUAUCGUGGCACUUGUCUCAGCAGGAUUGUUGAUGAAUGCUAGUCAUAAAUUUGUGAAUAUCAAAAAAUUGCCCAGUUAGAAGGAUUUUGUUGUAAAGGGAGACAAACCAAUUGGAAGAUGAAGUUUGAUUGCUAUUGGAUGAAGGUGCAACUAUUGCAACAAGGAGCUGAUCUCUUACUUCAGAUCUUUCUGCACUGAUUUCUGUGAUGAAUUUUCUCUGAUAAAUGUAUAAGCCUUAAUCUUGUUGUAUAAUCUUAUCUGUAAACUUGUUAUGUAAUGUUGAUUUCUUAUUCUUUUAUAAUAUUUAUAGGAUUAUUUUAAGAAAAUGAUUUAAUAUAUAAAUCAAUAAGGGUUGAUUUUUAUAUAUUCAAUUUUAUAUCAAAUAUGAUAUUGUGUGGCAGCAUCAUUUUUGUAAGUGGUGACAUUUUUUGUAUGUGCUUUAGAUUUUAAUUUUGACCUUUAAACAAAGCAUGUAUGUUUCACUAGAAAUCUAACCCAAAAACAAGAAGAAAAAAGUUCCAACUUAAAAAAAAGUGUUGUCAAAAUCUAUAAGGGAUGCCCAAAUCUUCCAGUUUGCUAUGUAAUGUAAUUUUUAAGAAUCUCAUAGUGACAUUUCUUUUGUAGGUUGAUAUCUUAUGAAAUAUGUGUAAUCAAUUACUUGAUUUAAACUUAGUAAUCUUUAAUCAUAUUGAUAUUUAUACAACCAUUAUAUGAUAGAAUGCAAUAUACUGUCAUUGAAAAUGUUUUUUUUUAUAAUGAAAAUAUAAUUUCAGCAUAAAUAUUUUAUAAAUUCCAUUUUAUUUUUGUAUCUAGUGUUUUAUUAAAAGAAAGUGUGUAUUUUUAAAGUGUAAAAAAAGAGAAAUGACAAAGUGAUAUUAUGAAGCAGAGCUUUUUUUUAUAUAUAUAUAUAUGAACAAUUUUGGAAUAUAGAGGUAAGGUUUUCAAAAUUUUAUUUUGUAGAUUGCAUGAUUAGAGUUUUUAUUAGAUUAAAAAUAACUCAAAUCUUGAGCUGUACAUUUUCAUUAGCAUUUUUAUAUAUAACAUUAAAAGACAAAAAAAAUUAGACUACUUAAAAUUUUGCAUCAUCAGUUUGAGUUUUGUAAAAUAAAAUUGAAAAAGAACUGAUUCAUCUAUCAAAUUCUGCAAUGUUUUAUGGAUCUUUAUUUAAAUUAUUUUACAAUGUCAAAUAAUUUGAGAUUGAACUGUAAAUGGUGUAUAUUGAUUUAUGUAAAACUGAAAAGCUUUUAAUCUCAUAAAUCAAAAUUGUAUUUAUUAUUGUCUAUUAUUGGGUUUAGAGUAAUUUAAGUUGUUUUUUAAACUUUCGUUGUCAUGAACUGCUGCAAAAAAGAAUAACAAAAAUUAGGUUCCCCUGUUUUGGUCAGAAAAAGUAAUUUAAAUAGCUCUGCCAUUGUUUUAGUGUAAUUUUGUGAUUCUUGCUUUUUUUUUUGUUUUUUUUUUUGUGUUUAACCAAAUUUAGAGCAGGGGUUAGCAAUCUGAAGCCAAAUUAUGAAACAUUUAGCUCUUUUAAUUAGUAAACAACUUAGGUUAUUGAUUAAAUGACUGUAUAUCCCAACAAGUUUACCGACCACUUAUAUAGAAGAAUUAUUUCAAUUUAUAUAUAUGUGUAAGCACAACAACACAUAUAGAACAUUCUAUUUAACAAAUUAUUUCGUAACCCAGCAAGAUACCACAGGGUGUUUCUCUGUCACUGACAGGAACUAUCCAUAUGUAUUCUCACUGUUUGUAUAUAUUCAUGUACGUCUAUUAUUAUGGCCUUGAACAAAGUCUAUUUUUCUUUUUAAGGUAAAAUUUCUAAACAUAUAUUGACAGCUCUGUUUUGAUUAAGUUAAUCAUGUUUUGUCUUUAAAACAUAACCAAAUUUUCUUCAAAUGCCUUCUUUUUCUUGCAAUUUUUCAUAUAGUGUAACUAUAUGUUGAUGUGUUCUCUUCAUGCAAGCCUUAAUAAUCACAAGUACUUGAUUCAGACUGCAUUCCCAGUUACAAUAUUAAAGUGACAAUAAGUAUAUUAGUAUUGAAUUUGUUCAUACCUCCUUACCUCUCUUGGUGCUGAGUUAUCUUCUCUUGCUGCUUCAGUAUGUUAAUGUUAUAGAUAUUAUGUGUGACCUGAUUGAUCAAUGUAUAAUAACUACCAUUUGAUUUUUACAAAUUUUGAUGCAAGCUCAAUCAUUGCAAAGUUGAUCCUCAGCGGUUUCCCUUUAUUUUGUUAUGCUUAUACACUAGAUGUUGUACAUACAAAUUUUGUUUUAAAAUAUUAUUUAUGCAAAUUUAUAUAUAAAUCCAUGUAUAUAAUAGCUGAGCUAUUCAGACACUGUUCUGUAUUAUUUACCAUGUAUGAUGAAAUACCAGUGUUGAUUUUAUUUAAUGUUCAGUUUGAAAUACAGGAGAUGGUCAUGUAGCUUGCUUGAAUUGAUUUUGAGCUUUAAACAUUUUUGGUAAAGUUGUUUGUACAUUUCUAUUUUUUAAAUAAACACUUGUAAAAAUAAUGUAAUUUAUGAUAUUUUAAAGUUUUGACUUCUGUAGUUCUAAGAGGAAGAAUACACUUUCAUUUUAAUGGAGCUUAACUUUAAAGGUAACAAUUUAACUACUUGUCACAACAAAAAAAAAGAUUUUGUUUUUGAAGUUUAAGAAUAGAGAAUUUCAUUUUGGAACAUACAAAUAUAAGUCUUCGUGAACUAAGUAAGAAAUAUAAAAUCAAUCAAAAUUAGAUCCAGUACAUGACAGUGAUGUCGAAUAG
This is a messenger RNA of Physella acuta, 9932 nucleotides long. Its product is annotated as protein sidekick-2. The record is from RefSeq and is a predicted model, not a curated record. Gene Ontology annotation, biological process: homophilic cell-cell adhesion; synapse assembly. Gene Ontology annotation, cellular component: synapse. NCBI's taxonomy places the organism in Eukaryota, Metazoa, Mollusca, Gastropoda, Physidae. Gene Ontology annotation, molecular function: protein binding.